AUGCGCGCGGGGCCGACCAAAGGCCGACGGCGGAGGCUUCACUUCACUUCACUUCACUUCUGUGCUGACCUGACCGUUCAGUGGUUGUUCCGGCGAACAGAGGAGGAGGAGGAGGAGGGAGAAGCAGCGGGAAGGAAAAGGUUACCUUCAUGAGGGAAAACUCGCGUAAAUAUUUAAUUUGCUUUUGAGGAUCUUCUAAAGAUGUCCUUAAUGAAAGUACCUGUCGUUGAUGUUCACAUCGACAAUUUUAAAGAGAUCUGGCCGUCUAUGCUGCUUGCAGUCAAAACGGCAAGUUUCAUAGCCCUUGAUACUGAACUCAGUGGACUUGGGACACGAAAAGCUUUGCUGGCACAGUCAGUUGAAGAUCGAUACAAAGCAAUAUGCCAGGCUGCCAGAACCCGUUCUGUUCUUUCUCUCGGGAUAGCAAGUUUCAAAGAACUACCAAAUAAACCAGGUACCUACUUGAGCCAAGUGUACAACCUCAUGCUACUGUGCAUGGAUGAAUAUGUAAUUGAGCCACAGUCAGUCCAGUUCCUGGUCCAGCAUGGCUUUGAUUUUAAUAAACAAUAUGCCAAAGGGAUUCCAUAUCAUAAAGGGAAUGACAAGCCCAACGAAUGUCGUGGCCAGAAUAUUAGAGGUCUGUUCCUAGAAAUUAUUCAGUCAAAGAAGCCUUUAAUUCUUCACAAUGGACUAAUAGACGUGGCAUUCCUGUACCAGUCUUUUUAUGCCCAACUACCAGACCAACUUAUGACCUUCAUAGCUGACCUAUCUGAGAUGUUUCCAGCAGGGGUUUAUGAUACCAAAUAUGCCUCAGAAUUUGAGACUCGCUUUGUUUCUUCCUAUUUGGAGUAUGCCUACAAAAAAUGCAGGAGAGAGAAUACCAGAUUAACUGAUGCUAUUGGCAGCCAUCUCUCCAUUGAGUUCUGUAAUUACCAACAGGUAUUUGAAGAUUAUAUUGACUAUCGGUACUGCAACCUCCCAGAGGCCGACAAGGAAGUUACAGAACAGAGCAAAGUGGGAAUAUGUGAACGUUUUUCUGCUUAUGGCUGGUGUCAAAAUGGAAUGAACUGCACGCUGUCACACAAUAUUGACCUCAUCAUUGAUGAAGAUGAACGGAUGAAAGACGUUAAAAGAAAGAGGAAAAAGGCCAGAAGAAGACGGAAACAGUCAUCAGCGGAUAAGAGUGACAACCCUGCCGCACCCGGAUCCUUAGAUAACGUGACUCCCACUGAAGGUCCUCCACGCAAGUUGCUGUGUGGCAGCAGUGAUGAGCAGCCAGAAAUAAUGGACACUGGAGAAUCUCAGGCAAAGCUUUUAUGUGAUGAACAAGCUUCAGAUGGGCAGUGUGGGGAGAAGGAAACGAAAGAUGAUCUCUGUGACGGAACUGAAAUACAGGGGAAUGUUUUAAGUGACAAUAAAAAGGAAAAUAACCCAUAUGAUCAAACCUGCCCAGGAGCUGAAACUGUGGUGGAAAAGAAGAAUAUGGAAAAAUCUGAGGGAGGUACUCACCGUGCAGGCUUUGAUGCUUUCAUGACUGGAUUUAUAAUGGCGUAUAUUUUAAAGUGGAAAAAUAGUGAAAACAGCACAGCUAUGGAUCCCUGGCUCCCUGACUGCCACAAUAAACUUUACCUGAGUGGGAAAUCCAUACCAUUGCAGAUUUGUAAAAGUUCAUUUUCAAAAUCUUCAAAAGCUCACAAAGUGAAGAUUGAGUUAGUUUGGGGCAAACUCUGAGGGCUUGAACAAAGAAAUUUAUGGCAAUUAUUUUUAGAAAUAAAGUUUAAGCAAAUCGUUUGUUUCCCCUCUUGUUUAAAGCAUGUGAUAAAUUUAAGUCUAAAAGGAUACCGAGGAGGCAGAGUACUUUUAAAUAGCUAUAGGCUUUGUGUGAAUGCCAAAAUCGUUUCACUUUGUUUCUUUAAUUUAUGUUGUAAAACAAUGUAAUUGUACAACCUUCAAAAUGGAUUCCGAUAAAGAUUUUAAAUAUCAA
Molecule: messenger RNA, 1984 nt
Organism: Leucoraja erinaceus (little skate)
Lineage: Eukaryota; Metazoa; Chordata; Chondrichthyes; Rajiformes; Rajidae
Gene: toe1
Product: target of EGR1, exonuclease
Exons: 8
Coding region: 202-1731 (509 amino acids)
Biological process (GO): snRNA 3'-end processing
Cellular component (GO): Cajal body; cytoplasm
Molecular function (GO): metal ion binding; snRNA binding; 3'-5'-RNA exonuclease activity
Source: RefSeq, a predicted model, not a curated record